Molecule: messenger RNA, 948 nt
Organism: Rotaria sp. Silwood2
Lineage: Eukaryota; Metazoa; Rotifera; Eurotatoria; Philodinida; Philodinidae
Source: the annotation of a GenBank genome assembly
AUGGCGACUGGUGGCGGAAGACAUCGUCUGAGCUAUCCAUGCCAGAGAAAACGUGGUCAAUUUCCAAGAACAACUUACAGUAAUAGAAUUUUGAAUCCUCCAGACUACUCAACGAGAGAUGACAAUGAUGAUGAAAUUGACGAUGAUAGUGAAGUUUCAAGACAGAGCAAUCCACGGUAUAACAGUAAUCGUCAGCAAAUUCCAGUAGAAGGCAGAACUGGGUACGGACCAUUCAAUCCACCAGAAAAACAUCUUUCCCCACGAACUUCUGAUACUGCCCAGAGACUAUUGACGAAUAUAUCAAGACCACCGUAUUAUCAGGCUCGUCAAACGGCAUUGCUAUCACAAUCGAGUCCCACUCCUGUUGUUACACUAUCUAAGGUGAACGUAGAAGAAGCUCUUGCUAAGAUAAUCGCAGAUUAUGUCAAUCGAAAUGAAUACGUUAGCGUUGAGAAAGUAGUUGGAAAACUAUUUACAAUCAACCAAGUUGCCGAAUGGUCUCAAUUAAAUAUUGAUGGCGUAAUGAACCCUUUUAAAGAUCUAACACAACUGUCAAAUCUUGUUUUAAAACAUGCAACAGUGAAUUUGUUUACUGACGUCUUUCAACAUAUACAGAUCAUUGGCACACUUCAAGAACUAGGCGAAGUAAUUGCGCAACGUUUCGAAAAAGGUUCAUACGACGAAUUGAAUUUAGGACCAAUAUGGAAACAUCCGAAAAUUGCAAAAUUGUUUAGAAUACCUGAUAAGCAAGAACCUAGGCAAACAACAUGUAACGAAAUAAUAGAUUUGUUUUAUGAAUACACACGUUUCUUAAAAUACACAGAACGAAUAAAUUUCGACGAAUUUAAAGACCAUGCUGCCGACAAACUUGGAGUAGAUACAUGGGAACAUUUGGGUGUUUUUGUCAAAGGAUUUCCUUAUAUACUUACACCUGAAUCAUCAUACUAG